Molecule: messenger RNA, 185 nt
Organism: Amoebophrya sp. A25
Lineage: Eukaryota; Dinophyceae; Syndiniales; Amoebophryaceae
Source: the annotation of a GenBank genome assembly
UGUGGAGACGAUCAAUCUCUUUCUGCACGCUUGCGUCCUGCCACACGAAACCCGACAGUUCCCGCACAAGAUUGUGGCCAACGCCUUCAACCUAGCCGAAAGUACAGGACACACGGUGGGGUUUUCCGGAACCAAGGACAACUCACUAGUGCUGCCGCCCGCGGUGCGUCAGCACACUCUGCCUC